Molecule: messenger RNA, 2388 nt
Organism: Miscanthus lutarioriparius
Lineage: Eukaryota; Viridiplantae; Streptophyta; Magnoliopsida; Poales; Poaceae
Source: the annotation of a GenBank genome assembly
AUGGGAUGUGCUGCUUCCAGGUUAGAAGAUGAGGAGGCUGUCAAGAUGUGCCGGGACAGAAGGGACUUCAUCAAGCAGGCACUGGAGCAGCGCAACCGAUUUGCGUCUUCUCACAUUGCUUACAUCGAGUCCCUGAAGCGUGUUUCAAUGGCUCUCCAACGGUUUGUUGCUGGAGAUGAUCAACAUGAGCUCAUCUUCGAUACAUUCAUCUCUCCUGUCAAGCAACAGAAGCCAGAGAUGCUUGGGCUGCCUUAUGGUUCAUAUGAGAAGAGAACCAUUCAUGUCUCAAGAUACCUGAGGUCAGGACCUAACCCAUCAGUGUCAGUUGAGGAGCACCCACGACCGGUGGAAACAGUCCGUGUCGAGUCACAUUACCCUAUGGACAAUGACAGUGGCAUGGAUAGGUUCUUACCAAUGCACUCACCGGUGAGAUCGUCUUCAUACUACCCACCACCUUAUAACAGGCCAAGCUACCCACCUCCAUCGGCCCAGGAACCAGUUAGGAAUUCUUCUUCCUAUUACAUGUCUUAUGACAGGCCAAGCUAUGCACCUUCAUCACCCCAGGAGGCAAUGAGGACUUCUUAUUAUGGAUCUUAUGACAGGACAAGCUACCCAUCAACAUCACCCCAGGAGCCACAGAGGAAUUCUUAUCACGUGCCAUAUGACAGGCCAAGCUACCCACCUCCGUCACCCCAGGAGCAGGAAUCAUCACCGUGGGACUUCUUCUGGAACCCAUUCUCAUCGCUGGACAGCUUUUCAUAUCCCCGCCCUCGGAGUAGCUAUGACAAUGUGGUCACUGAUGAUGAACUUGCGAGGUUACAACAGGUACGAGAGGAGGAAGGAAUUCCAGAACUUGAAGAGGAAGAUGAUGAGUGUCAAGAGCAUAUACAAAUGCACAGAAAAGAGGAAAAAGAAGAGCAUGGCAAUGCAGAUGAUGAUGAAGAUGAAGAUGAUGAAGAAGAUGAUGACGAGGAAUGCGAGCAUUCAGAUGAGUGUAUGGUUUCUAACGAGGGCACUUGCUCUGUGAAUUUUGAUGCCAAUAUGAAGCAAGAAACAAAGGGAUUUGAAUCCAAAGGUAUUCAGUGUACUGAAGCACCAGAACCUCGCAAAACAGUAGAACUUGAGAUAAAGGCACACAAGAAAGAACUGAUGAGAAACAGAGUAGCAAAUGCAGAAGAAACUCCUGGUUUCACAGUAUAUCUGAAUCGAAGGCCAGCAAGCUUGGUUGAGGCCAUGAAGGAUAUCGACUGUCAGUUCUUGGGGAUAUGUGACGCUGCUCGGGAAAUCUCAGUAAUGUUGGAGGCAAGUAGAGUUCAGUACUCAACCUCAAACGAUCUUUCUGCGAAGAUGCUGAACCCAGUUGCACUUUUGCGCUCUGCAUCAUCGCGUUCAUCAUCUUCUCGUUUCCUUCUUGCUCCCUCUAGCUCAAUAGAUGAUCUCUAUGACAAUGAGACUAGCAGCUGUUACUCUGAAGAAUCUUGUAGUACCAUGUCUGGAAGUCACCACUCGACCUUAGAUAGACUUUAUACAUGGGAGAAGAAAUUAUACAAAGAAGUAAAGGCAGGUGAGCGGUUAAGAAUCGAGUAUGAGAAGAGGUUGACACAUUUGAGGAACCAAGAUGUGAAAGGCGAAGAACCUUCCUCUGUUGAUAAGACUUGCGCAGCAUUGAGAAGCUUGCAUACUCGGCUGAAGGUGUCAAUACACACAGUUCAGUCAAUAUCAAGAAGGAUUGAAAUUCUAAGGGAUGAGGAACUGCAUCCUCAGCUUAUGGAGUUGAUUCAAGGGUUAUCGCGGAUGUGGCGCGCCAUGGCUGAACGCCACAAAGUUCAGAAGCGAACCAUCGAGGACGCCAAACUUCUCUUCCUCCAGCACCACCCCUCGGCCGCCACUGCCAUCUCCCUUGGUCCACUAGAGGCUGCAACUCCCCCACCGGCUGCCUUGGCAUUGGAAUCCGAGAUCCAGGCCUGGCGAGGAGCCCUGGAGACCUGGUUGUUUGCGCAGCGCGCCUAUGCGCGCGCACUAGCCUCGUGGGCGCGACGAUGCCUCGGCAUCAGCAGCGCGGCGCGGCCCAGCCAUCCGCUGCCGCCGGCGUUCCUAGCGUGCAUGGAGUGGGGGCGCGCGGUUGACGCGGCCACUGAGGCACGAGUGAUAGACGGUCUGGACUUCUUUGUCGCUGGCGUCGGGUCAGUGUGCUCGGGCGUGGCUACCGGGAUGGAGGGCAUGGCUGGGCGGGUGCUGUGUGCUGGCAUGGCAGCGGUCACUGGCGCCAUGGCGGAGUUCGCGGCGGCGUCUGCAGACAGCUAUGACGCAGCUGUCACAGCUGUGAUCACCGCGGCGCGUGCGCCGGAGCGCGGGAAAGAGAACGGCAUGGGACAACUGGAACGCUAG